UCUCUCCAAAACACUCUCUCUCUUUUCUCUACAAUGGCUGCCUCUUCUCCCAACCAUUCCUCCCACCGAUCCAUAUUCCACGACCCGGACACCACAUUCGUCCAAACCGACCCGGAAACAUUCCGGGAAGUCGUCCAAAGGCUAACCGGCGCCAGCCGUGACUCGGCCGCCUUCGAGAGAAGGACAACCGUGAGAAAGCUGAAGAUCAAGCUCGGCGCGGUGAUGGAGUCGCCGGUUUCCACGCUGGAGUACGCGGGGAGCCCGGCGACUCCGAGCGACGAGGAAGAGAGGGCCAUUGCGGAGAAGGGCUUUUAUUUGCACCCGAACCCGUUUGGCACUCCGCCAGGAUCCGACCCGCCUGAGCUGCUGCCUCUGUUUCCACUCCAUUCGCCUAUUAAUUGAUCCUGUUUUUUUAGUUGAUGAGUAUUAGACUAUUAGUAGUGUUGUGUGAUUUGUAGUUUUAGAAGAGCUUAAAUAAGGUUUUUAUGUUCCAUUUUGUUUGGGUUUUAGUAGUAUAAAGAAGAUCAUGUCGGUUUAAAUUUUUGUGUGGCAUUUCCAAUUUUGGU
Messenger RNA from Salvia hispanica, 566 nucleotides. Its product is annotated as VQ motif-containing protein 11. Lineage: Eukaryota; Viridiplantae; Streptophyta; Magnoliopsida; Lamiales; Lamiaceae. The record is from RefSeq and is a predicted model, not a curated record.